AUGCAGCAGACUGUCCCUCAACCUGCCCCAGGGCGGCUGUGGCUGCAGCAGACUGUCCCUCAGCCUGCCCCAAGGCGGCUGUGGCUGCAGCAGACUGUCCCUCAGCCUGCUCUAAGGCGGCUGUGGCUGCGGGAGACUCACAUAGGCGCUGACGUCACACUCGUUCCCACCGGAAGUUGCCCAGUACACCGGAAGUGUAUCAGCCCACAUCGUUCGCACAUUUGUAGCAGCAAAAUGUCAAAGAGAAAAGUGACAUUUGAUGACGGUGGCGGAGAGUUCGAUCUAGAAGACGAGCUGCCCACAAAGAAGCAGAGUGUGGAGCCUCUGACAGGCGCUGGCUCCAGGUUCAAAGGGAAACACUCCCUGGACAGUGAUGAAGAGGAGGAGGCCGAAGACUCCAGCAGCAAAUAUGAAAUUCUGGCCGACGACGACGUGGAAGGUCAGGAGAAUGCCACCAUAGACUUUGACGAGGGUGUGUCCAUCACCCCCUUUAACCUGAAGGAGGAAAUGGAGGAGGGACACUUCGACUCCGAGGGGAACUACUUUGUCAAGAAGGAGGCGCAGAUACGGGACAACUGGCUGGACAACAUCGACUGGGUGCGGGUGAAAGAGCAGCCCUUUAAGAAGAAGAAGAAGGGUCUGGGAGCGAAACGCAAACGACGAGUGGGCGACGAAGAUGAGGCUGAAGAGGAGAGGAAGAGGGAGGCUGAACGAGGAGCGAGCGAGGAAGAGGAGGAGGAGGAGAGAGAGGAGGUGCAGGAGGAGGACCCUCUGGCCUCACUGUCGCGGACACAACUGACCGAGAGUCUGCUCCAUCUGCUCAAGCCUGGAGAGACUGUGGCUGCAGGCAUCAGAAGACUCGGGGGUCUAAAGAGGAGUAAGAAGAAGCUUGCCUCAGACUCAGAGGAGUCAACCCAAAGAGACACAGACAAACUGGACCAACUGACGGCUCUGGCAGACCGCCUGGUGGGAGCAGGAGACUUCGAGAUCUACCAGCAGACCUUUGAGAAGCUGACCUACAGGUUAAAGCGCUCAGGGGUGAAGAGGAAAGCUGAGCCAGGAGACGAAGAGGACGACGAGCUCGACAUGUUCGGAGAGAAGUUUGAUGAGAAACUGGACACGAAGACGGAGGAGGAUGAAGACGAGACCAAAGUUAGUGGGGAGGUGCAGUGGGAGUACCGCUGGGAAAACCAGGACGAAGCAGAGGUCUUUGGUCCGUUCAGCAGUCAGCAGAUGCAGGGUUGGGUGGAUGAAGGUUACUUCUCCUCUGGAGUCUACUGCCGCCGUUUGGACCAGGAGGGAUCCCAGUUCUAUAACUCCAAAAGGCUGGACUUUGAUCUCUUCACGUGA
Molecule: messenger RNA, 1350 nt
Organism: Knipowitschia caucasica
Lineage: Eukaryota; Metazoa; Chordata; Actinopteri; Gobiiformes; Gobiidae
Source: the annotation of a GenBank genome assembly